Etheostoma cragini (Arkansas darter) is the source of this 423-nucleotide messenger RNA. Its product is annotated as inactive ubiquitin carboxyl-terminal hydrolase 54-like. The transcript has 3 exons. NCBI's taxonomy places the organism in Eukaryota, Metazoa, Chordata, Actinopteri, Perciformes, Percidae. The record is from RefSeq and is a predicted model, not a curated record. The annotation marks the transcript as partial. Gene Ontology annotation, biological process: protein deubiquitination. Gene Ontology annotation, molecular function: cysteine-type deubiquitinase activity.
AGGCAGUGAAGAUGUUGGAGUCGAGGGAGAAGGCGACCCCCGGGAUGUUUGGCGAGCUGCUGCGUAACGCCAGCAUGGGAGACCUACGCAGCUGCCCCAGCCGGUGUGGCCAGCAGCUGCGUAUGGCCCGAGUCCUCCUCAACAGCCCCGAGAUCAUCACCAUCGGUCUGGUCUGGGACUCGGACCACUCGGACCUGGCCGAGGACGUGAUCCACACCCUGGGGACCUGCCUGCGACUCGGAGACCUGUUCUACAGGGUGACGGAGGAGAAGGCGCGCCAGGCGGAGCUCUACCUGGUCGGCAUGGUGUGUUACUACGGGAAACACUACUCCACCUUCUUCUUCCAGACCAAGAUCAGACGCUGGAUGUACUUUGACGACGCACACGUCAAAGAGGUAGGGUCAGGGGUCACACACCGUACAG